This is a messenger RNA of Pseudogymnoascus destructans, 2371 nucleotides long. RefSeq lists its product as uncharacterized. Gene Ontology annotation, cellular component: cytoplasm. The transcript is spliced from 4 exons. The record is from RefSeq and is a predicted model, not a curated record. Gene Ontology annotation, biological process: nuclear-transcribed mRNA poly(A) tail shortening. Gene Ontology annotation, molecular function: poly(A)-specific ribonuclease activity; RNA binding. NCBI's taxonomy places the organism in Eukaryota, Fungi, Ascomycota, Leotiomycetes, Thelebolales, Thelebolaceae. The coding region runs from base 452 to 2182 and encodes 576 amino acids.
CAUGCCUACAUGGAAGGCACCUUUUGACAAGCACCAGCCGUGACUUAUUUGCUUGGUGUUGAAUCAUGAGUGCUGGCAAAACAAUUCUCAGGGAAGUCAAACAUUACUCCAAAGUUCCAUAUAUCUCUUCUCUGUUGCAUUCAGAUCCAUAGGCUCUUUCUUGCUGUGAUUAAAGUAAUGAAGCACGUCUUUUAUAUCCCUUGAAGUUCACACGGUCAGACAUAGACUUGAAAGCCACAACCGUCACCCAUGAUAUAAGUUGUAUGUAUUUUCAUUGUCAAAGCAGCUUCACGGCUAUCCCGCAACUUCCUCAUAGCUAGGCGGCUCUUGUUCAUUCUCUCAUGGUAGAUCGACCCAAGUGACGCGCGCCCUUCGUUGAUACACCUGAAGUUGAUACAACCCUCAAAACAUAUGCCACGAAAGGCAAGAUCUGCAAUUAAACUCCAUCAAUAUGGAGGUCGACCAGCAGCACUUCUGGCAUGAGCUUUUGCCAAUUCUAAAAGCCAUUUCCACUGCAAGCUUCGUUACAGUCGACGUGGAGAUGAGUGGGAUCUCAACCAAGUCACGAUACUCACCUAGUGGACGGUUCAACGAAACCGGCAAGCCGUCGCUUCAACAGCAAUACGAGGAUACGAAAGAGGCAGCUGAGAGAUACCAAGUCUUGCAGAUCGGCCUGACAUGUGUGGAAGAAGAUUGGAAGAAUGGAGUUUACACAGCUCGCCCGUACAACUUCAAUAUCAAUCCACUGCUGGAAGAUGGAGAUAAACUCGCUAUCUACCGUGACAUUACCCUAUCAUCAAGCUCUAUGCAUUUCUUAAGGAAGAACUGUUUCGACAUCGGCGCCGUCUUCACGAAGGGGAUAUCAUAUAUCUCCCGCAAGGAGCAAACCCAGGCUCGUCAAGCUUUCCUAGAGCGCCAAAACCGGAACAGUACCAUUCCGGAUAUCAAGAUCGGCCCCGGUGACCAGGUCACUCUCGACUUCUACCGCAAUGCCAGAAGGCAGCUGCUGGAAUGGACGGACCCCAAGAACAAGGACGUACGGGAUGCAAUGGGCUUUUAUAACGUCUCUGUGCCGGGUGGGCUAAGUGGCUAUCAGCGAAGACUGGUUUACCAACUUGUCAGGACCGAGUUCAAGGAGUACAGGGCGUUCUUGCCGAGGAAGAAUGCCGAUUUCGUGCAGGUGGAGAAGAUGGACUCCGCGAAGGAGGCUAAGAUUGCUGCUUCAAAGGUCAUAGCCAAUGAAGCUCAACUGUCCAAACAAGUUGGCUUCCGGUAUAUUUUUGAAGCUCUCGCCGGUGGCGAUCUCUCCGCUAUAGCCCCUAACUGGUUCUGUGUCAACGCUGCCGGCCAGUCCGCCUUCAUUGACACCUCCUUAAAAAAGCUCGAGCUAUCCAGCCUCGCCAAAGCCCUGGCAGCCAAAUCCCGUGUACUUGUCGGCCAUAACCUUUUCACCGACCUCAUAUUCCUCUACCACACCUUCAUUGGAAUCCUUCCCCCAACCGUCACGGAAUUCCAGGAGAAGAUCCACGCUCUAUUCCCUAUGGUCAUCGAUACGAAAUAUAUGGCCACCCGCGACAAACUCAUCGACGCGCGUCAAUCGUCCAGCCUUCAAGAUCUCCACCAAGAUGUGAAAUCCCAGCACAUACCAGAAAUUUGCCUCCCUGAAGAGUUCAGAUCCUACCAGAAUCGCCACCAACUCCAUGAAGCAGGUUACGACAGUUAUCUCACCGCGCAGAUCUUCCUCAAGCUCGCUGCCAAGUUAGAUGUUGGCCGUCCGAACCAUAAAGGCGCCACGCACACUAUGGACCCGUUUGAGCUUUCCACUGGAUCCGUUGAUAGCACAAGCUCUGAUGAGGAUAGCGGUGGCGUCGUACUCGACCCCGCGCCUCAUUCUGCGAACCGCUUCCAAGUCCUCAGCGAGCCGAGCCCGCUCAAGAAGAAGGCCAGACAAACGAGCUUGCUGGACUCGGAUAUCGAGGACGAUAUGGCUGGCUCGCCGCCGCUGGGGCAAGAUGGAGAUGUGAGUGUGCUUGCCGAUGCAGCCCGUGGGAAUGACUUUGCGCCACCCCUCACAGCGCCGUUUUGGCGGGUUUAUGCUAAUAAGCUGCGCGUGUAUGGGACGCUGGAUGAGGUAUGCGAGUUGGAUGGCGGCAGUACGGGGGACGUAGCACAUUUGAACUAAAACGUUAUGGAUCUGGAGUUUGGCACGUUUUCAAGGUAUGGGGUUCCGAAAUGAAUGGGGGAGGGGGGCGAUAUGGAGCUCUAAGGGUGGAAUGAAUGUGGGAUGCCUGGGCGUUAAGAGUAGUGGAUCAACAGAAAUCAUAGUCAUGGUUCCGCUUGAGCCUGGAUGAUAGUGAACAGACCAUACAAG